This is a messenger RNA of Leptomonas pyrrhocoris, 1795 nucleotides long. RefSeq lists its product as hypothetical. The record is from RefSeq and is a predicted model, not a curated record. The transcript has a single exon. The coding region runs from base 569 to 1795 and encodes 408 amino acids. Lineage: Eukaryota; Euglenozoa; Kinetoplastea; Trypanosomatida; Trypanosomatidae.
GCAGAUGUAUCUGGUGCACUCACAGUACACAUCCACCAUUUUUCGGCGUUCUCUUCGGUUAAGCAAGAGGCGCCAGCAAAGAAGCGGAAGAAGAACCUUUUGAACUCUCUUCGUGUUUUUCUUUUUCACUUGUACUGGCCAUUAAUCUCGAGAUAUAUGUACUUACGUAUUCUCAUAUAUAUAUAAUAAACUUUUCUUGUGGUGUGUGUCGCACCACAAGAGCGUUCUGUUUUUCAGGUUUCCCGGUUUCACAAUCGGAGCGUGCUGAGACCCCAGACUCACCAGCGUCUUGCAUGUACGUGUAAUCCUGCCUUUCCGUCACACCUACGAAGCGUUCCUAAUAGAGCCGAAAACAGCCACACACUUUACGGCGAUAACUCCGUUCUCUUUUUUUUUCUGCUUUCACCGUCUCAUCGGCUGACCACGUAACAGUAAACAGCGAGUAAGGUCGACGUGAGCGUAAAACAAUACAAAAGAAAAGCCCUAUUUUUUUUUUCCAGAGCGAAAACCUGUAAAGCGCGAAGAAAUAAUCAUUAAAGCGGCGGAAGAAGAGAAGAAAAACUGAACCAUGCUUCGCAAGCACGGCUGGCGACUAGGGAGAAAACUUUCGUUCUAUUACCGCAAUGUGAGCACCGUUCCGGAGCCAAAGAAGGCCGAACUUGGCGGCGAGGAUGCCUUUCUUUCGCUGCACAACGUCCAAGCAGUGCUCGAUGGUGUAAGCUGGUGGAAGGAAAACACCGGUGUCACGGCAGGGCUGUACAGCGCUGCCCUCGCCCGCACCAUGUACGAGUACAUCGAAGAUGAGCUCCUUGGAGACACCCCAGCCAGCUCGUUUCGGCUUCUCGAAGGCUCCUCUGAGAGCUGCAAGCACGGCGACGUCUUCGGCACCUGCACCGCACUCGUUGCCACCUUGCAAGAGCCGCGGGUAGAAAUCCAGACAAAGGACCAGUAUGAGGUAGUGCUGCUCGAAGGGCCGUCGCUGCGGCUUCCAGACAACAUAGCGGUGGCGACGGCUGCGGCGCUGCCCCCUAAAAGCGGAGACGGUGUGCAAGAAGAGGACGGCGGGGAGAGCGGCACUGGGCUCACGUCCUCCGUCGUCGAGGUGCCGACCACGGCCGAUCUCCAAACCGCCUUUUCACACUUCCGUCGCACCGAUGACGCAGAGAAUUACCUGCUCGACAUCGCCUACGUUGGGGACUGCACCGUGAUGAUCAUACGCGGCGGCAAGGUGGUGUACACGACGGUGGAGCAGAGCCACUCCUUGGACUAUCCCUUUCAGCUUGGCACGGGCAGCGCCGACACCCCGAAAGACGGUGUGCGACGUCUUGUGCCAGUCGAAAAGGGCGACGUCAUCGUGAUGGGCAGCGACGGCGUCUUCGACAAUCUCUACCCCGCGCAAAUCGCCGCCGCUCUGUGGCCGCCGCUGGAGCAAGUGUACCGCCAGCACGGCUACGUUCAGCUGCCGGGCGAUGAACCAGGGAAGGCGGAGGCGAUGCUGCGCCGCCACUCACGCAGUGGAAACCUGCGAGCGUUGCUGGUGGACGAUAUCAUGGCGGCGCUGAAGGUCGGCUCGGAUGCGGUCAUGCGAGACGCUGCGGUGGUGGCCAACGACGUGCACUGCGACUCCCCGUACGCGUCGAAGUGUAUUGAGCAGGGCGCGCUCUUUGAGGGCGGGAAGCCGGACGACAUGACGCUGCUCGCCUCCGUCGUUGGCGAGUACGACGACGAAAACUCAGGCGAGCGCUUUUCCAACAGUGAAACUGCCUAUCCACCGCCCUACCGCGACUGGCCGUAG